Messenger RNA from Pelobates cultripes (western spadefoot toad), 2941 nucleotides. NCBI's taxonomy places the organism in Eukaryota, Metazoa, Chordata, Amphibia, Anura, Pelobatidae. The record is from the annotation of a GenBank genome assembly.
GCUCUCUCGACCUGCGCAUGCGCGGCAGUUUAAAACCCAAGGCAAGGCGAGCGUUCGGAACUUGGCUGCUCUUGGUAAAUACGAUGUCGGGUCUGCGGGGAACGUGGAACGGCACGCAGCUCAGCGACCGUUACAAGGACCGCACCGUUAUCGGGUGACUGAAGGCUAAUGGCUGUCCCACGUGGGGGGCUGGAGGUUGCAUUCAACUAGUGUGUGACUUCUUGUAAACCUAGUAAUGUCAGCCUGUUGUCAUUUCUACUGGUUUAAAGACGUGCUGAAUAGUUUCUUUCCGGUAAUGAGCAGUAAGACAGUGUUUUACCGACCUGUAUACCUGUGACCAUCACCACCAGCAGUGCCAUACCUGUGACCAUCACCACCAGCAGUGCCAUACCUGUGACCAUCACCACCAGCAGUGCUUAACAUGAUGCAGGCUGUCCUGUUGGUGUUCAGUGGAUUAAAAUGGACAUUCGAGCUGCUGCUCUUAAUACUGGACCUGAACUACUGGCUGGUGUCAAGCCUCUUUUCAUUUUUGUUCUGGACUGUACAUUUCAUAUGGAACUUACCAGUUCUCAUCAACAUGGGACUGGUGCAUACCUGGGAGGUUCUAUUGGCCCACAUAGCCAGAAUGGGUGAUUCCUGCUACACUAUGGUGCUGAGCACUUUGCAGACCACAAGUAAUGCUUUGAAAGGAUGCCUGGCUGGCUUAGAUGGCCUUCAAUUGGUAUGGAACCUGCUGUGCCACCUUUUCCUUCGAACCAAGGAGAUAAUGCAGCGUGGCCUACUUAACAUUGCCUUGUCUGGGCAGACUAUUCAGCGCCAGGUGUGGGAGGUGCUAACUAUAGCAGCAAGCUUGGGAGCCUACCUUGUGAACAGUUUGGUCAAUAUAUGUCUUAUUGCUAUGCAAAAUGUCUUCUCGUCAGUGCUAGCCGUUUGGACGAAUUUAGUCCAUGCCAUUGUCACUUUAGAGCAGCUGGCCAUAGCCGUAGUCUCUCAACUUUCCAGCAACGCCGUGGCUGUUGCUAUUUUAUUGUGGAGUCCAUGCCAGCAUGCUCUGGAAGUUGUGGCAUCACUUAGCCAGAACCUAGGAAUAAUAAUCAUCAAAGAUCUCUACAUGAUCCCAGUACUGGUCUUACUCAUUUUAGUCUGGUGUUUGCUAAGGAGUCCUGCAACACCUGUCUUCCAACAGUUUUGCGAUACAAUGAGCAGGCUUUACCAAAUAUUUAGGAUGUUUGUUUUUGUUCUGAUAAACUCAGAGAUUUGGACGUGGGCAGCCAACAAGUAUCUUCAACUUAUAAGAAUAUCCAGGACUGUUAUGGAGUUGGCCUGGAAUCUAAUAAGAACUAGGCCACAAAACACACAAGUGAGACCUGUUACAGCACAGAACAAUAACACAAGGUCAAUCUGGGUUCGGAAUAGGGUACCUCUCCGCAUACAGAAUCCAGUUCCAAGGCCUGCUCAGAAUCCUAUCCAUGUUCCUGUGCAAGACCCUGUUCCUGGACCGUCUGGUAGUCAGCGCAAACCCGAAGCCCCCAAAGUGGAUGAACAUGCAUCAGGAGAAGACCCGUGGAAGCUUCUCCAACAACAAGAAGAGAGCAAAAAAUGUGUUAUAUGCCAAGAUGAGAACAAAACUAUCCUCCUUCUUCCCUGUCGCCAUCUUUGUCUGUGCGCUGCCUGCAACCACAUAUUGUUGCAACAGCCUAUUCUACAACGAAACUGCCCCUUAUGUAGGAAGAUGAUCUUGCAAUCCUUGAAUGUCUAUAUCUAAUAAACAGCUAUUCUGAAGUAAGCAAGCAGCACUUUACUUAAGGUUAACUUUAACCUAUGGCUUUUAUGUGAAAGUUCAGAAAAAGUUUGAUUAAAAGGAUAUUCUAAGCACCAAAACUACUUUUGCUCACAGAAGCAGUUCCAAUGUAUAGAUCACAUCCUUGCAGUUUCACUGCUCAAAUUUCUGCCGUCUAGGAAUUAAACUACUUUUGUGUUUGUGCUCCCCCGGCUGUGACUCACGCAUUUAACAUAAAAAUAAAUGGUUUCAUUUUCAAUCCUCAUAUUAUAUUCGCAUUAGAAUGUUAUCUCCUGCUCUGUUAAUUGAACUCUUAUCACAUACAGAAUGCUUCUGUAGGCUCUAGCCGGUUAUUAACCGUGUAAGAGAUAAGACAUUCAAACUUAGACUGUGUAAUGAAGCGUAAACAUUUCUCUCUUUACAAGAAAUGUGAAGAAUACAUGCAAAGGACAUGCGGCUAGAGCUGCAUAAGCAAAGUGAUUUAAAUGAGCAGUUAGACGGCAGGGUAUGAUCCAUACGCCAAAACCAUGCCAUUAAGCUAAUGUUUUGUCGUUGAUAAUGUCCCUUGUAUGUUGGGAACAUGCUUUAAAAUGUGGAUUGAAAAUAUAGGAUCCAUACUGCCUUUAUUGAAGCCUGUAUAAAAUGUACAUUCCUAACAUGUUUGUAAUAUUUUAGAUCAGUCACAUGGCACAACUUUUAAAUGUAUUCAUAUAUUUUUUUGGGGGGGGGGGUGCAAGAGGGCUCUAGUAAACUUGCUAGAGCUAGAAUGAACUGACAUACAUCUUUUUUUCAUUUCUCCACCUAUAAUUUCAUUAACAAACUGUUACCUCAAGAGAAUACUGUCACUUUUGUUAAGAGAUUUUUUUUUUUUUAUAUAUAACUGUAUAAAAUCUUUUAUUUGAAUUCAUCAUUUUCUGUUGGCGCUGUCAGUCAUUAAACUUGUCAGUGAUUUACUUUGGUUUUUCUGGGGAAAAUUUCAAGCUAAAGGGACAAUCCCCAACAUGUCUUCAAAGAAAAAAUGUCCUUGUUAACAUCUGUAGCAUUGGGCAUAUUCAUUUUUAGAAUUUAUGGAAAUUGGUCUUUAAACAAAUGUUUAAAGGGUACUUUGAGCAAUGUAUGUUGCCUAUUCCCUUGACAGGGUCUCUUGCUUUAAUAUCAAAC